AUGAAAUCUCCGCGGAAUCUGAGUAUUUUCGUAAUUUCGCCCAUCCCUCUUUGUAAAAACGGGUCUCCUCUUUGGUCCCCCCCACCCACUGGUCCCCCUUUCUCCUCUUCGACUUCAAUCCCUUCUUCGUGUCUCUACAUCGCUAGCUACUCCCCUUCAUCUGAUAGCAACCGUCGCCAGCCUUGGUUUCUUCCUCCGAUAUCGACUUCAACCCCGAUUUUCCAGCGACAGCAGAUGGAGCGGAAUUUCCCCAACAUUUUCGCCGAUGGAUACGGCUCCCGGCAAAGUCCACCACCUAUUGUUGCCUCGCCUCCACGAAGAAAGAAGUACAAGUCGGAAACAUCUUCGACUGAAACGGUCACAAAUGCUUCUACCUCGCAACAACCUCAAGUAGAAAAAAGUUAUAUGUCAAGCGACACAUCAUCAAGGUCGGUAAAGAAGAAGAAGACGAGCAUAAAGGCAUUGGUGAAGCGUCUAAUAGGCGUUGUGGCUGACUUAACUUCUAAAGUAGACAUUGUAUUGCAGAAAAAGAUAAACCAAAUACAUGGUUUAGUGAGGAGGAGGACAUGGUAA
Messenger RNA from Lactuca virosa, 573 nucleotides. The record is from the annotation of a GenBank genome assembly. Lineage: Eukaryota; Viridiplantae; Streptophyta; Magnoliopsida; Asterales; Asteraceae.